Molecule: messenger RNA, 2013 nt
Organism: Bemisia tabaci
Lineage: Eukaryota; Metazoa; Arthropoda; Insecta; Hemiptera; Aleyrodidae
Source: RefSeq, a predicted model, not a curated record
CAUCGCAAAGCACGCCACGCCACUGAAUACGAGUGAGCCUGAACUUAAAUCGCAAAGAGAGGAUAACGAUCAGUUCCUGAAGGUAAUCUUGGUUUUUAAGCGUUCCUCAUUUGAUCCUGAUUGGCUGCAGUUUCCUUUUCGAGUCGAAGUCAUCAAGUGCAGUGAAGUGGCACCAUCUUCUUCCCCGCAAAAUUUUCAGAGAAAACUGUCGAUUGGAUCGAAUAUCCUCGCUGCAUGCGCGUUGAAUUGUAUUCCAGAAGCUGAUAAAAUAUUUUCAAAACGAAGCUGUCCUCCUCUUAUUCCCUUCGGUAAUUCGAAUGCCCGGUAGUCGCGUCCAAUUCCAUCAAUGCUGUAUCUAAGAUGCCUCAUUUUCACGACGUUCUGCCUGGUAAUGCCAUUUGUACACUCGGAGGAACCUGAACGGAAAGUCCACACGGAAGAAGAGUGCAAAAAGAUCUGCGAAGACAGGGAGGGUUGGAUGGUCGUCCCUGCACAACUUGAUCAUCAUGAGGCCCAUAUUUCUCGAAGAAAAUCGAAGGACCGCGGUAAUCACCAGACGCGCAUCGCUCAUGGCAGAGAGACGGAUCAGAGCCCUCGUCGAAUCAAUUUUACUCUUGCCAGGUUGUCGCGCCAGGGUGAGAAGUGCCACUGCGACUUGAACGCCAUCGAAAUCCGGAAAUUUUGCGCUGGGAAACACUCCGGGAAUCUUGGCUCGGGACAGAACCGUUGGAAGUCCGCAAGUUUGAGAAAAAGUGGGGCAAAAGCCAUUCUAAAGGUAGGCGAUAUUUAACCGACAACUUGAAAAGGAUCCGUAUUGAGCCUGAGUCCGUGCGCAUUAAGGAUCAGGAGGCAAAUAGACCAGUCAGGAAGAAAUUCUCCGAGUGGCUUAAGGUGCCUCUGUAUAGAAGGACUGUAUAUCGACUGCGUAAGUCCGCAAUAACAUAUCUAAAAAUCUCCGCCUCGAUGUUAUUUUUUUACAGGAGAACAAAUCGACAUCAUUCAUUUUGCAGAAUUUUCUUCGCGCAGAGAAGAAAAAUCACAGCAGUUUCGAAGAAUUGCUGUUGAGUAGUUUUCCGUUUUGAAAAUGAAGUAUGACAGGAAGUUUACGACGUCGCAAACCGAGUUACGUGAUUGCCGACUUACACCGUCGAUAUGUCGCGGGCAAAUAGGAAAUUCAGGGAUUUUGUCAAAUGCCCAAGCAAAUAGUCAAAUAUUCUUACUUAGAUUGAGACUCUGAUUCUUUUUCUAUAUUUUAGACGAAAUAAUUCAUUGCUCUCGUGAGAAAGAACUCUCUGUAAAAAUGUGCAUCAUACAACAGUAUUUUAUACGAAUUUUAGCUUUUGAAUUAACUAAGGGUCUCUGCCUCCGUGCCGCUGCGCGCCCCCAAAGGCCGCUUCGCGCCCAGCGGAAUCGCCAGUUGGCGAUUGUUGAGCAAAUAAUUUUAAUUGAAUAAAAAAACGAUGUUUCAAAUACAAAUUUCCCGUCAAACAAUAUUCUUCAUGACUUUCUCCUUGCUCUGAAUUUUGAUUCCUUCUUUGGAAUUCGACCUUUGGGCUGUUUACCUCUCUUUCCUCACCCCGUUCAUCGAACAUCAAAAUGAUUUUAUUAGAAAAGGGAGGAUAUUUAUCUUGACAUUCUCACUGUAUCAUAAAAUACAGGAUUUUCAAAAUUUGACAUGUAAAUAUAUGAAAAAUUCUUGAAGAGGGAGAACCAAGAAGAGUUCGUAGUUUUGAUGAAUACUUUUCACAAAAUAUUGCAAACUUGUGGGCUUUGCCCCAUUAAUUUACAAAAUUUAUGAAAUCGUCGAAAUUUGACCAUCCACCCAGUUAUUUGAUAAAAUGCCUGUUUUGACUAAUUGCCUGCUACAUUUACAUCAAAGGGAGGUAGUGGAAGAUAUAUUUUUACAUUCGACUAGAAAUAAUUCAUUCCAUUGUUAACCCGAAUCAUUUGUACCUCGUAAUCAAUAUUGCACAUUGCGCAAUGCACCUAUUAAAAUUUUUGUUUGAUAAUAAA